AGCGCGGUCGGACUCUCGCCUCUCCCUCAGUGGUCGGUUCGUAGCGAGACCUCGGCGGCCGGGGGCAGCAGCGGCGACAUGUCGGACCUGGGGGACUGGUUCCGGAGCAUCCCGCUGAUCACCCGCUACUGGUUCGCUGGCUCCAUCGCGGUGCCGCUUAUCGGCAAGCUGGGCCUCGUCAGCCCCGUCUACCUCUUCCUCUGGCCCGACGCCUUCAUCAACCGCUUCCAGAUCUGGCGGCCGAUAACUGCAACUUUCUUCUUCCCGGUGGGACCGGGAACAGGAUUUCUCUAUUUGGUGAAUUUGUAUUUCUUGUAUCAAUAUUCAUCACGAUUAGAAACAGGGGCUUUUGAUGGAAGGCCAGCAGAUUACAUGUUCAUGCUCCUGUUUAACUGGAUCUGCAUUGUUAUAACUGGCUUGGCAAUGGACAUGCAGCUGCUGAUGAUUCCACUCAUCAUGUCAGUACUUUAUGUGUGGGCCCAACUGAACAGAGACAUGAUUGUAUCAUUUUGGUUUGGAACAAGAUUUAAGGCCUGUUACCUUCCAUGGGUUAUUCUGGGAUUCAACUACAUCAUUGGUGGAUCAGUCAUCAAUGAGCUGAUAGGAAAUCUGGUUGGACACCUGUAUUUCUUCUUAAUGUUUAAAUAUCCAAUGGAUUUGGGAGGAAGAAAUUUUCUGUCCACUCCUCAAUUCCUGUACCGCUGGCUGCCAAAUAGGAGAGGAGGAGUGUCAGGGUUUGGUGUCCCACCUGCUAGCAUGAGAAGAGCAGCAGAAGAUCAGCAGGGUGGUGGAAGACACAACUGGGGACAAGGUUUCCGGCUAGGUGACCAGUGAAGAACUCCUGCCCUUGGAAAAACAGCAACUCUUUGGUUUUAAAUGGAUGUAGAACCAAUCCUUCCUGGUGCAGAGAAUGCUUAAGAACUGAGCUCUCUGUAGUACUGUUGGAUAUAACUGAUUAGAAAGAAUGGUUCAAGAGAAAAUUAAAAACUCCAGAAGGGAAAAAUGUAGAUCUUUCUCCAGGUUAGCCAGUAGUGUCCCAGUUUGAUUCUGCCAUUAAAAAAAGCCUUCUUUAUACAGUAUUGUCUGUCUGUUGCAACAGGCAUCCAUUAUGCCAUCUUGUUCCGUGAUGUGAUGGAACAAGCUAAUGGUGUUCUGUCUCUCCUGGUACGUUAAAUGCUUUGUUGACUGUGGUAAAGUAGGAAUUCAUUGUGAGGCAGAUGGAUCAAACUAACCCCAAGUUUAGGAAGCUGAAUUUUUCCAUAGCUGUGCUUAAGUCUCAGGGCCUUUGGAAGCAUUUAAGUGAUAUCUCUGAUGUAUUCAUAAAGCAAAGUGCAAAUGUUUCAUUUCAAUUAUUAAGCUGUGUUUGAGGGGAGUUUUUUCUUGCUGUGCAGCAUUUGUCCUAGCUACUACAGCAUGGGCUGGGCAAGGCUAAGGAUAAGAGGGCUUCGUUUGAAAUGGCAAUAGAUAUUCAGAGAAUUGAAAUCUCUGAACAUGUUGUGGCAUGUUACAAGGCUUGCUCUGUUUAAACUGAAGUUGUCUGGCUUGUUUUUUUUCCGUGAGAUCUGUGAAUUCUUGGCUUCAAGGUUUCUAUUUUGAUUGCAAAAUUGGGUAGCACAAAUACUACUUAAACUAGAAAAGGAAACAUACCGUUGUGGUUAAUGUAAAGGGUACUGACUGCAGCAUUCUGUCUGUUAAUUGAAUCUUCAACUUUCUCUUAAAAGCUUUAAGACAUCGAAGAAUCAAAGGUGGAAAUAAAGUUUUCCAGUGUCAAGACACAGUAGAACAGAUUGCUUUACUACAGGACUCUUUCAUUGUCAAGUAAGAAAUUAUGUACACUGUUUUAGUAUCUGUACUUUUUUGGUAAAACUUUUUGAUGUGGUAAAGGGAAUGAUUCUGUACAGUAGUUUUUCCUUGUACUGGGUUCUCGUGGGCAGAGCACGGGGCUGAGAUGCAGGAAUGCUAGCUUGUUACUGACUCACAGUAUGGACUUGAGCAAACUUCUUACUUAUUUCAGUUUUCCCAGCUGUAAGGAGGAGGACUCAUGCAUCUCUCGCAGCAUUCUUGAAAGGUAGCUGUCCCCCACUCCCCUAGGUGGGAGCUGCUAGUGAGCAGUGUAAGGGUUAGGUUCACAUAAAUGACAACGCUUAAGCUAGGAACAGAAUUACCGUAAGCUUAACCAAGACUUCUGAGUUGGAAUGUUGUUGCUUACCUUUUGUUUUAUAGUUGGAGGAAGAAGAGCAUCAUCACUAGGAUGAGAUUCAGGUCUCUGACUGAAUUUCCCUUUAGCAUUCAUCUGUCUUUUUACUGGGUAGGUAAGGCACAGAAAACUGCCCCAACUUAGGUAUCUCAGGUAUCAGUAAGUAGGUGAAGUGAAUCUGGGCCAAAACAUUUUUUCUUUGUUUCUUCACUAAACCUGGGUUCUGAAGGUUAAAAAACUUGUAAAUAGUACAUGAUGUGAAACUGAGUGACAAAUAAGCAGUCAGACUGGAAGUUUUCAGCUGGCUUGCUUGAAAAAAAUGCAUGCUCCAUUUCUUCACUGCAACUCAAUUUUGUUGAUUUGGCUCAUGGGAAAGUGUGAAAAACUGAUAAUGAUCAUAUUGUGUGCUUAGGUUUUACAGGAACUUGGAGUUCAGAAAUCACCUGCCAUUUUUGUCAAUUUAGUGAUGGCUUUUAAAGAUGCUCUUGUCUCAUUUUAUAAAAUGGAAGGUAGAAAAGAGGACUGCAGUGCUGUAAAUACUAAUCAGUCAUUGACCAACAGCUGUUAUUUGAUGCAAACUUGCAAAGUCCAAGAACCAUCAUUUUUAUAGGAGUCAUGAUGAAGCUGGUCUCUUUAAUCAUAGUAGUAUCACUGUCUCCAAAGCAUUUGUCUUCGAGUCAGGACCUAACUGUUAAGUGAAGAUGCAAUUGUUUGUGACUCAGCUAAAACCCUGGCACAGUCAGAUUGCAGAUCGUCUUCGUAAAGAAGGCCAGAAGGAAGGCUUGAGUGGGAGGAAGCAUGGCAAAAGUCAUUGUCCUGGCUGAGUGCACUGUGCUAGGUCUUGCUUUCUAGUACAUCCUCCUUCUCUAAAUUAAGAGGAAAAGCUUUGCAAGGAAAAUAGAGUUCUGGUAAGUCUUGAUUAGCUUUUGAGCUGCUUCAGGUCAAUUUACCUUCGUUUAUGGAAAAUUCACUUCAGAAUUCCGUAUUACGAGCUCAGUUUGUUCGUUUUGCAUUUGUCACUUGACCUGAAGCACUGUUUGUCCUCCCAGCAUACACUGACAAUGGCAGUCUCUUGUUAAAUGAGUACCUCCUUUCUUAUUUUGUACAGAUAAUUUCCCUUUUUGUAAUCAAUUUUUGUUGGCAAAGUUUUAAAUUAAAGUUUUAAUCUCUCUUACUGUCUCUGUUUCGCUAAAUCGUAUUUCAGCUUAAGACAAGUCUUGUGAUCUGCACGUCUCCAGGAAAUGUCUGACAGCUGCAGUGUGACACCACCUCCUGCUGUUGAUAAAAGUACUCAAGAAAAUGACCUGCUUUUGGGUGGGAGUCUUGUCUUCUUUGAUCAGUUGAAAAAUCGUAAAGGCAUUUUCUUUGUCUCUGUUUAUCACCAUGAGUUUUGACAGUCUGUGUCCUUCCUGGGCUAUUAACAUUUUACAGCUUUUGUAUACUUGAUCAUUCAUCCUUUAUUGUCCUCUGGGAGGAAGUAUCCUUCUACUCACGCUCCAGCUUUGUGGAACUGAUAAGGGAUCACUUACUUUUCCACAGGUAAGCUUGGUAUUCUGCAAUACCCUCUCUGUCCAGCCAAAUGUGCACAGCUGCCAGAAUCCAUUUGAGGGUUUUAUCUCAACUGAUUUGGAAACACACUGAGCAUCCUCUGAGUGACUCUUCUGGACCUCAUUGUUCAUCUGACUGCUCUUUUCCUGUUCAUUAGCAUAGAGACACCAAAGAAGAUCAUGGACUUGGUACAUAAGGCACGGUGUGAAUUUGUUGUGCUCAUUGAACCUGGGAAGGCUUGGUCCAUUCUAAAUACGCCAGAUAGAACAGCGUGGCAAGUGUCUGCCUUUCAAUUUUGCUGCAGCUGCGUAAAGAGUCAGCAGAAGAGCCAGGAAUAUGAAAUCAAAUGCUUCUAAAGUGCUUCAUCUUUCACUGCUAUCGCUUUGUCUUGGUGACAGCUCCUUCCUCAACACAACUUGGUAAUGUGGUGUUGCCAGUGACUUAAUGAGAAACUGGACCUGUUGCUUCAUUCUGUUAUCUAAUUAUUGCCUUAAGAAAACUAAGAAGCUUUAAUUUUCAGAAUAGCAUAUUGUUUGCAAUACUACAUAAGAUACUUUCCGUGUUUAUAUAUCACUAUGUACCUUAUGAGGGAGGAAGACUGCUUUGUCUUGAUGGUUAAGGUAGCGAACUGGAGAGAUACUAAUUUACAGUCUGAAGCUUCUGAUAUAACAAGUCACCUAAUGGCUUUGUAAUCCUGUUUUGCAUCCAUAAAAUGAAGGUGAUUGAUAUUCUCCCAUGUUCUGUGCAAGGUUUGGGAUGAUGGAUCAAUUUGUAUUUGCUGUAGUACGGCAGAGCGCUAAUUUUGGUGAAGAUGUUCUUGGCAUUGCCAUCACCUGCAAUAGUAAAUGGCUUUUCUUGUUCUGUG
This is a messenger RNA of Athene cunicularia (burrowing owl), 4610 nucleotides long. It is a transcript of the gene DERL1, whose product is annotated as derlin 1. NCBI's taxonomy places the organism in Eukaryota, Metazoa, Chordata, Aves, Strigiformes, Strigidae. Gene Ontology annotation, cellular component: Hrd1p ubiquitin ligase ERAD-L complex; endoplasmic reticulum membrane. Gene Ontology annotation, biological process: endoplasmic reticulum unfolded protein response. The transcript has 8 exons. Bases 79 to 834 code for a protein of 251 amino acids. The record is from RefSeq and is a predicted model, not a curated record. Gene Ontology annotation, molecular function: misfolded protein binding; ubiquitin-specific protease binding.